AUGAUGCUGGCCUGUUCGACAUUUGUAGUCUGGUUCAUGUGGCUCUUGCCAUACGUCGACCAACUAGCAAAUCAUAUGUCACUUGUUUAUUCUAUGAACCACUCCGUUGAGGUAAAAUCCAUCAAAAGUAAACUCAUGCGUUCGAAUACAAUGCCAUAUCAUUUAGUGUAUACGUCCAGGAGGUCAGACUGGAAAGUUCUUGCAAACUUGACAGCCGGCGCCUUAUCAACGCGUGUCUUCUACAAUCCAUGCUAUGCUUCUGAGACGACAAAAGUUGCGUCCAAGAGGAAGAUGCGACUGCCUCCAAUCCCUGCUAGACGUCCCCUAUUCUCCUCCAUGCACUUUACACAUCCCGAGCAUGUAGAUGUGGCUCGCGAGCUCUGUCAUUUCAAGAAAGGUUUCCAGUUGAGCAAUACUACUCGCAAAUUGAUAUCCAACAACUUGGCAGAUGUCAUUAGCUCUCAGUUGCUAUGCGAUGCCGUCACCGUCUGUGAUAUGAACCCCCUUGACGAGGUGAUAGACCUGCUGGUGGUUAUUUUCAGUCGACCAUUUCGGACCCAUCAACGCAAACUGGUUCGCAAGUACUGGGGCCGCGACGACUGUUAUGCUGGUCGAAAUGUUCGCCAUGUCUUUCUCACGGGAGUCCCGGCCCAAAGUAAUGCUGGAGAAGUGAAAAAGCUGCUCUCCGAAGCGGAACAGGAAAGAGACCUUGUGGUACAGGACUUUGCAGACAGCAAUAAUUUUGCCGAAAUGUAUAAGAUGCUGCUCGGCCUCCGCUGGAGUCUGGCCUACUGCAAAUCUGCCAAAUUGGUGCUCUUCACAAGCGACGAAAUCUUUCUUGUUCCCGAAAAUGUGGUUGGCUUCAUCGAAUCCGUCUCGGACGACGUGAGAGAGCACUUGGUUGCGGGCAAAUUUGUUGCCAGAGGACGCGUGGAGCGCCGCAAAGGCAAGCCUGAAUAUGUACCAAAGACUGAGUACGCCAUCGCGGAGUGGCCAGACUCAGUUUCGCCACAU
Protopolystoma xenopodis is the source of this 1014-nucleotide messenger RNA. Lineage: Eukaryota; Metazoa; Platyhelminthes; Monogenea; Polystomatidea; Polystomatidae. The record is from the annotation of a GenBank genome assembly.